Messenger RNA from Fundulus heteroclitus (mummichog), 1163 nucleotides. Its product is annotated as 40S ribosomal protein S19. Gene Ontology annotation, biological process: ribosomal small subunit assembly; translation. Gene Ontology annotation, molecular function: RNA binding; structural constituent of ribosome. Bases 139 to 597 code for a protein of 152 amino acids. Lineage: Eukaryota; Metazoa; Chordata; Actinopteri; Cyprinodontiformes; Fundulidae. Gene Ontology annotation, cellular component: ribosome; cytosolic small ribosomal subunit. The transcript is spliced from 6 exons. The record is from RefSeq and is a predicted model, not a curated record.
UUCUUUGCAUGUAACAGCUUGUUUAAAAACGUUAUUUUAUCCGUUUGACAAAAUAACAAAUGUAUAUAUAAACAAAAAUAACCCGUUACCUUCAUACGGUUUUAAAAGAGAGGUUAAGUGGCAAAUUAAAGCGUCCAGAUGCCCAGUGUGACGGUGAAAGAUGUCAACCAGCAGGAGUUCGUCAAGGCGUUGUCAGCUUUUCUUAAAAAGUCUGGCAAACUUAAGGUCCCGGAGUGGGUUGACACUGUGAAGCUGGCCAGGCACAAGGAGCUAGCUCCCUGUGAUGACAACUGGUUUUACACCAGAGCAGCGUCCACAGCCCGCCACCUUUAUCUGCGAGGAGGUGUGGGCGUGGGCGCCAUGAUCAAGAUCUACGGAGGGCGCCAGCGGAACGGUGUGUGCCCCGCCCACUUCAGUGUGGGCUCCAGGAACGUGGCAAGGAAGGUUCUUCAAGCCCUGGAGGGCCUCAAGAUGGUGGAGAAGGACCCCAAUGGCGGUCGUCGGCUUACUCCUCAGGGUCAGAGAGACUUGGAUAGGAUUGCUGGUCAGGUCGCCUCAGCAAACAAGAAACAGCGAAGUUUGCAAAGCGCCGCCUGAGAAAAGCACCCAGAGCAUAAACACCGGUGAAACACAGUUAUCUUUCGCUGUAUGUUUACACAAGUUUGCUUGCCUUUCCAUAUCAGCCGGGUUCCCACAGUACCCAGGGACAGAAGGCAGAGAGAGAGAUGCAUGAGUCUAUAGCGGAGUACAGCUGAACUUGUGAACCAAUAACAACAGUAUAACCAAGCAUUAGCAUGUUAAAAAGUCGUCGCUCUCCACCACAAAGCUGCGAGGACCAGAAAAAACAGAACAAAUGCAACGGACCCGACGACACGUUUUAUUAAAUUUCACAGCUCUUGUUUGCAGAAACAUUAUGACGUAGCUGUAACAGCAGCAGAUACAUGAAUGUAUAGGUGUUUAGUUGCUGAGCAUGACGGAGUUGAUCCAGCUGUUGUAACGGCACACGCGGGCGUAGACGCUGGGGUGUCCCUGCAUGGCGCAGUCGUAACCCCAGGACACAACUCCCUGCAGCUGACCGCCACACACCAGAGGACCGCCGGAGUCACCCUGCGGAUGGAGGGGGGCGAGACCAAUAAAGAGAAAUGUUUUGUCAUCACUAAAAA